Molecule: messenger RNA, 1684 nt
Organism: Vicia villosa (hairy vetch)
Lineage: Eukaryota; Viridiplantae; Streptophyta; Magnoliopsida; Fabales; Fabaceae
Exons: 4
Coding region: 54-1259 (401 amino acids)
Biological process (GO): mitochondrial translation
Cellular component (GO): mitochondrial small ribosomal subunit
Molecular function (GO): structural constituent of ribosome
Source: RefSeq, a predicted model, not a curated record
AAAAAUAAUUUAUACAAAAACUAAACCCUAGAACCAGAGAGAGUGAAGCAACCAUGAGACGAUCUCUACUUCGAAAUGCUUCUCUCUUCACUCGCAAUCUUCUCCACCACCACUCUUCCUCCACCGCCGCACUCUCCGUUUCGUCUCCCUCUCGAUUCAGACUAUUCUCCUCCUCCGACGAAAAACCCUCCCCACCUCCCUCCAUCAAAGACGCCGCCCCCGUCGAAAUCGAAGACGUCGACAACAAAGAGCUGAAGUCGCGGAUUGAUAAAUACCUAAAAGGCGACGAGCAGAUGCUUCCUUCGAUCAUGGAGGCGAUUAUGCAGAGGAGGUUGUCGGGGAAGCACGAGGAUACGGAUGAUGAGUUGAUGGAUGAACUCAGUAUGGAACCUAUUGAUGGUGUGGAUGAUCAGGAUUUUGAAUCUGAUUUUGAGGAUAUGCAUGAAACGGAUGAGGAGAUUGAUGAUUUGUAUAAUGCUAGAGAUAUUGUCAUGAAGAGAAUGGUUAAAGAUCAGUAUUUUAAUAUGGAUGACAAGAAAUGGGAUGACAUUGUUGAAGAUGGUGUUAAGCAUGGUUUUCUUAUGGAUACGAAGGAGUGUGAGGAGAUUCUUGAAGAUAUGCUUAGCUGGGACAAACUUCUCCCAGAUGAGAUAAAACAGAAGGUGGAAACAAAAUUUAAUGAGCUUGGGGAAAUGUGUGAAAGAGGGGAACUUGAACCUGAAGCUGCUUAUGAACUGUUUAAGAAGUUUGAGGAUGAACUUGUGAUGAAAUAUAUGAAAAAGGCGGAAAAAGAAGCGGCCAUGCAGUCUGUUGAUACUUCUGUGCCAGACAAGAAGUAUUCUGAUGAUCCACCUGGUGAAGGCCCAAUUCUCCGGUGGCAAACUCGAGUAGUAUUUGCCCCUGGUGGUGAUGCAUGGCAUCCCAAAAACAGGAAAGUGAAACUAUCUGUAACGGUGAAGGAGCUUGGACUUUCCAAAUACCAAUUUCGCCGUCUUAGAGAAUUAGUUGGAAAGCGUUAUCAUCCUGGGAAAGACGAGCUUACAAUUACUAGUGAGAGGUUUGAGCAUCGUGAAGAAAACAGAAAGGACUGCUUGAGGACUCUUCUCUCACUCAUUGAAGAAGCCGGAAAAGCUAAUAGAUUAGUAGAUGAUGCUCGAACUUCAUAUGUGAAAGAGAGACUCCGAGGCAAUGCGGCUUUCAUGGAGAGGCUGCAUGCUAAGGCCCUGCGAUUAAGAGAAUCCAAUCAAGUUCCUGCUUGAAGUUUUAAUGUUUGACGCAGGAGUUUUAGAACAUUUCAACUGUCAAAAUUCAUUAUUGCUGCCCAGAUUUUUGUUUUCUUUUGUGAUUUUUAUCUUUAUCUUUCUAGUUACAAUCUGGAUUCUAGUUCCAGAAACAACUCUGCAUACUGGGGUAAGGCUGCGAAGAUCUGAUCCUCACCCCCAAAAUCUUAGGAGACUCAAAGGGCCAAUAUUUAGUCAUAUCUUUCAUAUUUAGUGCUUAGUGUUGCUGAUGUUGUUUUUACCUUUCGCCAGUGGUUUAUGCUGGCUGACUUUUAGACAUGCUUUGGAGAGUUACUUGUCUUUUUCACCAAUAAUAUCAUUUAAUGUACAUAAGUGUUCACUGCAAUGCUGAUUGCUGACAGUUAAAAGAUAGUAAAUCCUUGAGCACUUGUGUGGUUGAUCUA